Dipodomys spectabilis (banner-tailed kangaroo rat) is the source of this 382-nucleotide messenger RNA. Its product is annotated as ubiquitin-40S ribosomal protein S27a-like. The record is from RefSeq and is a predicted model, not a curated record. Bases 1 to 375 code for a protein of 124 amino acids. Gene Ontology annotation, biological process: protein ubiquitination; translation; modification-dependent protein catabolic process. NCBI's taxonomy places the organism in Eukaryota, Metazoa, Chordata, Mammalia, Rodentia, Heteromyidae. The transcript has a single exon. Gene Ontology annotation, molecular function: structural constituent of ribosome; protein tag activity; ubiquitin protein ligase binding. Gene Ontology annotation, cellular component: ribosome; cytoplasm; nucleus.
AUGCAAAUUUUUAUCAAAACCCUUACAGGGAAAACCAUCACAUUCAAGGCUGAACCCUCAAAUACUAUAGAAAACGUAAAGGCCAAGAUCCAGGAUAAGAAGGAAUUCCUCCUGAUCUUUGCUGGUAAGCAGCUGGAAGAUGGAUGUACUUUAUUCGAUUACAACAUUCAAAAGGAGUCCACUCUUCAUCUAGUAUUGAGACUUCAGGGUGGUGCUAAGAAAAGGAAGAAGUGUUACACCACUCCCAAGAAGAACAAGCAUAAGAGAAAGAAGGUUAAAUUGGCUGUCCCAAAAUACUAUAAGGUGGAUGAAAAUGGCAAAAUUAGUCAUCUUCGUCAAGAGUGCCUUUCAGAUGAAUGCGGUGCUGGAGUUUAAUGGCUAG